Messenger RNA from Acanthosepion pharaonis, 762 nucleotides. Lineage: Eukaryota; Metazoa; Mollusca; Cephalopoda; Sepiida; Sepiidae. The record is from the annotation of a GenBank genome assembly.
AUGAUUCUCUCUCUUUUUUUUACUCUCUCUCUUUCUUCUUUUCUUUCCAUCAUUCUCCCUCUCUUUUUUACUUCUCUUUCCAUCAUUCUCCUCUUUCCAUCUUUCCAUGAUUCUCUCUCUUUUUCUUUUUACCUCUCUUUUCUUCUUUUUUCCAUCAUUCUCCCUCUUUACUUUACCCUCUCUUUCCAUGAUUCUCUCUCUUUUUCAUUACUCUCUCUCUUUCUUCUUUCUUUCCAUCAUUCUCCAUCUUUUACUUUACCCUCUCUUUCCAUGAUUCUCUCUCUUUUUCUUUACUCCUUCUCUUUCUUCUUUUUUCCAUCAUUCUCCCUCUUUUACUUUACUCUCUCUUUCCAUGAUUCUCUCUCUUUUUCUUUACUCUCUCUUUCUUCUUUCUUUCCAUCAUUCUCCCUCUUUUACUUUACUCUCUCUUUCCAUGAUUCUCUCUCUUUUUCUUUACUCUCUCUUUCUUCUUUCUUUCCAUCAUUCUCCCUCUUUUACUUUACUCUCUCUUUCCAUGAUUCUCUCUCUUUUUCUUUACUCUCUCUUUCUUCUUUCUUUCCAUCAUUCUCCCUCUUUUACUUUACCCUCUCUUUCCAUGAUUCUCUCUUUUUUUUUUUUACUUCUCUCACUUUCUUCUUUCUUUCCAUGAUUCUCCCUCUUUUUACUUUUAUCUCUUUCCAUGAUUCUCUCUCUUUUUUUACUCUCUCUCUUUCUUCUUUCUUUCCAUCAUUCUCCCUUUUUACUUUACCUCUCUUUCCAUGA